Molecule: messenger RNA, 3117 nt
Organism: Trypanosoma theileri
Lineage: Eukaryota; Euglenozoa; Kinetoplastea; Trypanosomatida; Trypanosomatidae
Exons: 1
Coding region: 1-3117 (1038 amino acids)
Biological process (GO): translation
Cellular component (GO): mitochondrial small ribosomal subunit
Molecular function (GO): methyltransferase activity; structural constituent of ribosome
Source: RefSeq, a predicted model, not a curated record
AUGUCUAUGCGUUUGUAUCGUGCAACGCCGGUGUCUGUCGCGACAUCACUGCCUUUACUUUGCAGUUCAACUCCUGUCUUCUCCGUUGCAUACUUAUGCCAACGUCAACACAUGUCAUCCCCAUCCGGUGGUGCGUACCCUAGUGAAGGGGCAAUGCAUCAACCAGGUGAAUCUGGACAACAGGCUGGUUCUAGUAGCACUAUAGCCGGCAAGGAGACAUGGUCGCAAUUCAGCGCAAAGAUGCGUUACGGCAGACGUCGUAUUCGCGUUAUUGAUGUAGCGGCAAAAAUGUCAUAUGAGUAUCAAAUGUUGCGUAAAAUGUGUAAGCGUCGUCCAUCUAUGCGACAAUGGGCGGUGCGAGAUGAUUUUUGUGAUAUGCAACCUGGUGUUGUUGUAAUGUCACCGUCUAUGCAGGCGGCUUUUAUGAAGGUAUUUCGAUUAAAAGAUAAAGGUCUCAUACGACACUGUUUGCGUGAUAUUAUUCCUAUUAUUGAGUAUCGGAACCGUGAGGAACCGGUACGGUUACCGACAAAUCCGGCAGAUAUGAUCCCUGAAGGAGAAGCUGAUACACUUAAUCAGAAAAAACGUGAACUAUUUGAACGACGAGAAAAAGGUGAUAAUUUUGCUGAACUUCGAUUACAUGAUAAACGUUCACAGGCGAAACUUCGUUUUAAAAUUCGACAACGACUAUUAAAAUUUCAACGUCAGUUAGCGGUUGCAAAUGCUGUUGCAAGUCGAUCCGUUUUAUACUCUACAAAUGAUGCUAUAGGAUACUUUCUCUUUAGAGGAGCGGCAAUGUAUGCUGGGAUGCACCGUGUAUUUUUUGAACUUAGUAAACAACUUCCACAUUUUGUACCCAAAACAAUGAUGGACUUUGGUGCUGGUACUGGAACAGCAACUCUUGUUGCGAAGGAAGUGUAUGAUCCUGGCACUCUCGCCUAUCCUCUCUACCGCUCACUAAGGCAAACAAUGCAAGGAAACGACGCUUCCCGCAGUCACCAACUCUCAGAACUACGCUACGACCUUCAACGUUUGCAACGUAACAAUGCAGAAAAAAAGAAAGUACGGUUUAUGGCUGUAGCCGCAUUGUUAGAGCGGGGUGAAGUGGAUCCAGCAGAUUUACCAGAAGAUUUGCGUCGUGAAAUAGCAGAAGUUGCCUCAGGUGCGGCAGCAGCGAAAAAGGAACGACUUGUGCGAGAAGCGCAUGCCCGACAUCGAGAUGUGGUAGAUGGAACAGAAUGGGAAAGCGGUGAUCCUCUCGGAGAACACCGUGCUGCCACAGAAGAUCCAGAUGACAUAUUAGAUGGUGAAGAACCUGAAGAAGAUAAACUAAAUACAAAAAAUAAAUCACAUACAAAAACAUGGUGGGAAAAAUUUGUUGAUCUUGAAAAUGAAACAGCACAAAAACGAGCUAGUAAAAGACUUCGUCCAUUACAAGAAGUUACUGCCAUUGAACCUAGUCCAGGUAUGAUGGAAAUUGGUACAAUGGUAUUACAUGAUGAUGUACCAAAUGUUACUUGGAAACGUUAUUUACUUCCUGAAGAUGAAGCUAUUCAGCAUGAUCUAGUAGUAGCUGCCUAUUCUCUUAGUGAAAUAGCAACCACAGAAAAUCGUCGUCGUGUAGUUCAACAACUAUGGAGGAUGACAAAAGGUGUACUAGUACUUGUUGAAUUUGCUAACUUAAACAACUUUAAUAUUAUGAUGGAAGCACGUGAUUGUAUUCUUGAAGAGAAAGAUGUUGGUUUAUGGGAUUGGCAACCCACUAUAGUUGCUCCUUGUCCACAUGAACAGCGUUGUCCUUUACGACAUUGUAAGAGUGGUGUAAAACGAAAACGUAUGCGUAUUUGCAACACAGAGGCACACUACCGAGCUACAUUUGUGGAAGUAUGGGCACGUCAUAUGCCACUUAAAGUAGGUGUAGAACCUAUCACGUAUAUGAUAUUUGCCCGAAACGAACUCGUCCCUGAGCGGGCGGAACGUCGACAGGAAGCACUUAAAAAAGCAGAAGAAGCUAAACGUCAAGAACGAGAUGAAAAACAGAAGGAAUUAUAUGAGGCAUCACUCGCAGUAAAGGAUGUUGUGUUUGAGCGACUCAGUGAAGAGGCGUUACAUAGACCAGACACUGGUGUUCCGGUACCAUUAUCGCAAACCUCUCAAACAAAGAGUUCAGAACCUUCACAAGAACUGCAGACGGCACUGCAGAGUGGUGCCACCAGUACAGGAGAGAUUGGACACAUGCCAACAGAUGUACCACGACUUGUAAAGACGAGCAACACACGUCAUAACCGUCUUAUUUUUCCAUUACAAUUACCACCAGCAACACAUAAGUUUAACCGUGCAUUUGUGGAUGCUGGUUAUCAGCGUCAGCGGGCUAUCACACCAGCAGAGAUGCUUGUUGUUCGACAGGAAUUAGAUCAAAUGCGACAACGUGUAAUGCGAAUGGCACCAAAAUAUAUGCGUGUUGUGCGUGAUCCACAGUGCCGUGGGAAGAUUCAAGCAGAUUUCUGCACACCUGAAGGCAAUCUUAUUACAGGACGUGUGUAUAGACGUUUCUACGGUGAUCGUAAUCGUGUUAGUGCACACACCACAAUGCGUUGGCAACACAUUGGCGGAUGGAAAUUGCUAAAACGUCUUAAACGGGGUUCACUCUUCCCACACGACGUUCCACUCUACGCAGUAACAAAACAUCCACAGAUUGACUUUCCCAACACGUUAUUGGAUGUGCGGCACUCCACUGUGGAACAGACGGCCAUGCAAUAUAAUGAUCCCAUGUCCUUGGUGGAAACACCUGAUGAGCAACUUAGUAGGGAGGAAUUACAACGAAAACGACGAAUGGAGCGGGAUGUAGAACUACAACAGAAAGUUGAAUCUAAACUUGAAGAACUUUUUGGUUCAAAGAUAAAACAAUCGGAUGAACUUGGUGCUAGUCGUACUGAUUCUCGUCGUGAUAUCACAGAACAGGAAUGGGCUGAUGCUGUGCGGCGUGCUAAAAUCCGUACAGUACAACACACGAAGAACGCCGUACCAUUUGCAGCGAAGAAGCGGGCGGCGCAACGUGCACUUCAAAUACGGAGAAGAAAUGUGAAACGAGAAAUGGCGUCAAAUAGACGUCGGUAA